This is a messenger RNA of Clunio marinus, 908 nucleotides long. The record is from the annotation of a GenBank genome assembly. Lineage: Eukaryota; Metazoa; Arthropoda; Insecta; Diptera; Chironomidae.
GAAAACAACAACCUCAAUGAUUCAACAAAUCGAAAUAAAUUCAAGUUUAUUGAAGAAUUUACAGUUUCUUGCUUGUUUGUGCACUUGCCGCAACAAUCAUUACGAUCAGACCGAUCAGGCAUAUGGAAAAUCGGUUCGUAUGUCCAUAAAAUAAAAAAAUAAUCAUCGACUUGAAAAACGUUCUAAUCGAACAUCAAUUAUGAUUAAUUCAUGGCUGCGUGUUAGAGAUUGUUUAUGUAACAUGAGAAUGUUAAACAAAUGUACACGCGUUUUCAUUUAUCUAAUGUCGAAAAAACAUCAAUUCUUGCCUGACAGUAAUACCAUAGUUGCAUGCGUACAUAAGCAUCAAUAAAAGUUUAAAUCUUUACCAUUAACUUGUUUACAAUCUGAAUGAUUAAAAAUAAUUACCAAAUAAUUAUACAAACGCACAUGUGGAGCUUUGAAGUCAAAUUGAAAACCAAAAAACAUUUUUCAAUAUGAAAAAAGAUUUCCAUGAAUUACGUACAUUUUUAGUAAGUAAGGUGGAAUUUUUGUUUCCUUAAAAUGUCACCAGUCUAUGAAGUUUCAUUUAAUAAAAAUUGAGAAAAAUGUUAAAUCGAGCUCUGAUGAAAUCAACCACAAAGUUUUUUCAUAUGGAUUUGUUUUGUUGUUUAUGUCAGGUCAUUGCAGUCAGUGUUGAAUCAUUUGCGUAAUUAUUGAGCAUGAAAAUUGUCAACUCUUUGAAUAGCACACACCAUUAUAGUCAUGUGACUGCUUUCUCGUCUCCCGAAUAUGUAAUUAAGCAAGUAGCACCUAAUGGCAUUCACAUGCAAAUUUGGGUAUCUCGGGUCUUGAGUAUGAAUGGAAGUUUUUGUUGUCGAAUUGCUUAUGAAAUUCUGAUUCAGAACUUCAGGAACGUGAUAACUUAA